Molecule: messenger RNA, 270 nt
Organism: Laccaria bicolor S238N-H82
Lineage: Eukaryota; Fungi; Basidiomycota; Agaricomycetes; Agaricales; Hydnangiaceae
Exons: 2
Coding region: 1-270 (89 amino acids)
Source: RefSeq, a predicted model, not a curated record
AUGAACGAUGUCGUGAGACAGUUGGUUGACCUUCCCUCAACUUCAACCAAACGUCCAAAUGUCUUGCAACCGGAAUCUCAACGUCCACAUUUAAUUUUGGGUCUUGUUCGACCUUCGAACCCCCAGGCAUAUCAAGUUUUUCGUGAUGGAGCUGUGAUGGCCUUGAUAGGUAAGUACUUUACCUCCUCGAAUUCGAGUCCAGCAACGAAUUUGGCCCAUUCUCGAUACGCCGUGCUUGUUAUAUCUCCCAGGAGCAAAGACUUUGGGUAG